Molecule: messenger RNA, 2649 nt
Organism: Colletotrichum acutatum
Lineage: Eukaryota; Fungi; Ascomycota; Sordariomycetes; Glomerellales; Glomerellaceae
Product: glycosyl hydrolase family 3 N terminal domain-containing protein
Exons: 5
Coding region: 1-2649 (882 amino acids)
Biological process (GO): glucan catabolic process
Molecular function (GO): beta-glucosidase activity
Source: RefSeq, a predicted model, not a curated record
AUGAGAACACAAAGUCUUGUCGUCGCCCUCCUGGCGGCGGCUGACCAGGUCGCUGCUGCCGUGGCGCCUGAAGGAAAGCUACACAAGCGCGAUCUCGCACACUCGCCUCCAGUCUACCCAUCACCAUGGAUGGACCCUAGCGCCGACGGCUGGGCUGAUGCCUACGCCAAAGCCAAGGACUUUGUCUCCCAAUUGACUCUUCUCGAGAAGGUCAACUUGACCACUGGAGUCGGUUGGCAAGGAGACGUUUGCGUUGGAAACGUCGGUUCUGUUCCCCGUCUCGGUCUUCGCGGUCUUUGCAUGCAAGAUGGCCCCGUUGGCAUUCGUUUCACCGACUACAACUCCGUCUUUCCCUCCGGCCAGACUGUCGCCGCGACCUGGGACAGAAGCUUGAUCUACCGAAGAGCCGAGGCCAUUGGAUUCGAACACCGCUCCAAGGGCAUCGACGUAGUCCUCGCCCCCGUUGCCGGACCUAUCGGUCGUGCACCAACGGGAGGCCGUAACUGGGAGGGCUUCUCCGUGGACCCUUACCUGACAGGUAUCGCCAUGGCCGAGUCGGUCAAGGGCAUCCAGCAGCACGCUAUUGCUUGCGCCAAGCAUUUUGUUGGCAACGAGCAGGAACACUUCAGACAGGCUCCGGAAGCUAUCGGCUACGGAUACAACAUUACCGAGUCCAUCUCGUCCAACAUUGACGACAAGACUAUGCAUGAGCUCUACAUGUGGCCAUUUGCCGAUGCCAUCCGCGCCGGCGUUGGUUCCAUCAUGUGCUCGUACAACCAGGUCAACAACUCGUACGGUUGCCAGAACUCGAAGCUUCUCAACGGACUCCUCAAGGAAGAGCUCGGCUUCCAAGGGUUCAUCAUGUCUGAUUGGCAAGCUCAACACGUAUGUGUCCCCCUGGCCGGUGCUGCUACUGCUGUUGCAGGCCUCGACAUGGCCAUGCCGGGCGACGUUCUCUUCAACACUGGAACUACAUUCUGGGGAACCAACUUGACCGUCGCUGUCCUGAACGGCACCGUUCCCGAAUAUCGCCUUGAUGACAUGGCGCUGCGUAUCAUGGCUGCCUUCUUCAAGGUCGGCUUUGAGGUGGAAUCAGUUCCGGAACUCACCUUCUCUUCAUGGACUAAAGAUACCGUCGGACCCGUCCAAUACUACGCCAAGGAAAACACCCAGGUCAUCAACCAGCACGUUGAUGUCCGUAAGGGCAGAGACCACGCCAACCUGAUUCGGGAGAUUGCCGCCAAGGCCACUGUUUUGCUGAAGAACAACGGCGCCUUGCCACUCAACAAGCCCAAGUUCUUGGCAGUCGUUGGAGAGGAUGCCGGACCCAACCUCAAGGGUCCCAACGGAUGCGACAACAGAGGCUGCAACGAUGGCACUCUGGGCGCUGCGUGGGGAUCAGGAACGGCAGAGUACCCUUACUUGGUCACGCCUGACCAGGGACUGUCUGCCCGUGCUGUUGCCGAUGGUACUCGUUACGAGAGCAUCCUGAGCAACUACGACACUGCGGCUACCACGGCCCUGGUCUCCCAGGCAGAUGCCACGGCAAUCGUGUUCGUCAAUGCCAACGGCGGUGAAGGGUUUAUCAACGUGGGAGGCAAUGAGGGCGAUCGCCAGAACCUGACACUUUGGAACGCAGGAGACGAGCUUGUCAAGAACGUUUCCGCGAUCAACAACAACACCAUUGUUGUGAUUCACUCCAUCGGCCCAGUCCUAUUGACUGACAUGAUCAACAACCCCAACAUCACCGCUAUCGUUUGGGCCGGCCUUCCUGGACAAGAGUCCGGUAACUCCAUCGCUGAUGUCCUAUACGGAAAUGUCAACCCGGGAGGCAAGUCUCCUUUCACAUGGGGCCCCAACCGCGAGAGUUACGGUGCCGAUGUCUUGUACGAGCCCAACAAUGGUGAGGCCGCUCCCCAGGACGACUUCACCGAGGGCGUCUUCAUUGACUACCGCCACUUUGAUCGUGCUACUGCUGGAUCGAACAGCUCCGACGUUGCACCCAUCUACCCCUUCGGCUUCGGUCUCUCGUACACCACCUUUGAGUACUCGAACUUGGCUGUGACCAAGGGUAAUGCCGGCGCGUAUGCCCCGACAACGGGAGAGACGGCGGCAGCGCCCACCUUUGGCAACUACAGCACCGACCCGGCCCAGUACGUCUUCCCUAGCAACGAGUUCCGGUACAUCUACAACUUCAUCUACCCCUACCUGAACACCUCGGACGUCAAGGAGUCUGCCAACGACCCAACCUACGGCAAGACUGCCGAGGAGUUCCUUCCUCCCAACGCCGUUGCAAGCACCCCUCAGCCCAAGCACCCCGCAUCAGGGGCCCCUGGCGGCAACCCGCAGCUUUGGGACGUCCUCUACACGGUGACUGCUACCGUGACGAACACGGGCAAGGUGGCUGGUGACGAAGUGGCCCAGCUUUACGUCUCGCUUGGCGGCCCAGAGGAUCCCGUUAAGGUCCUCCGCGGAUUUGAGCGCAUCCCCAUUGAGGCCGGUGCGUCAGCGACGUUCAAGGCGGAGAUUACCAGACGUGACCUCAGCAACUGGGACACGGCGAGCCAGAACUGGGUCAUCAGCGAGUACCCGAAGAAGGUGUGGGUUGGAAGCUCAUCAAGAGACCUGCACCUGAGUGCGUCGCUGUAG